AUGUCAACCACAACAUCCAGAAAACGCAGACGCACAUAUACACAAGCUCAAGAACCCACCAAACACACCCUCUUCACACAAUGGAGUCUCGACCGCGGCGUGCAGAUCCACAACGUCCAGCCCGCCAUCUUCCCCGGCCGCGGCGUAGGCCUCAUAACAACGACCAAAAUCAAAAAAGACUCUCGAAUCCUCUUCGUGCCCGAAAAAGCCAUGUUCAAACCGGACGCGACGGUCUUCGGAAAGUCCCAAUCGAAGACGUGGACGCAGAAAGCCUCGCCACAGGUCCAGCUCGCGAUGAGCAUCAUGCGGGAAUGUCGAAAGCCGGAAUCGCAAUACCAUAAAUGGAAAGCGACGUGGCCGACGGCUGAGGAACUCCUCCCUACGCUCCCGCUGUUCUGGUCUAAGACGUUACAAUCUCACCUCCCGCCUUCUCUGCAUCAACCCCUCGAACGACAACGAUCAGACUACGAGAAAGACCUCGCCACCGCACGCUCGUUCGCGAGAGAAGCGGGGUUGGAGUGGGAAGACGACGAUUUCAAGUAUUACUGGAGUAUUGUCAAUUCGCGGAGUUUCCACUUCAAACCGCCCGGGGCCAGGCCAGGGUUUAUGGUGUUGUGUCCGUUUGUUGAUUAUAUGAACCAUGGGCCUAGUGGGACGGGGGUGUUGGUGAGGCAGACGCCGAGGGGGUAUGAGGUUGAUGCUGAUAGGGAUUAUGGUAUGUGUUGA
Zasmidium cellare ATCC 36951 is the source of this 726-nucleotide messenger RNA. RefSeq lists its product as uncharacterized. The record is from RefSeq and is a predicted model, not a curated record. Lineage: Eukaryota; Fungi; Ascomycota; Dothideomycetes; Mycosphaerellales; Mycosphaerellaceae. The transcript has a single exon. Bases 1 to 726 code for a protein of 241 amino acids. Gene Ontology annotation, biological process: peptidyl-lysine monomethylation. Gene Ontology annotation, molecular function: protein-lysine N-methyltransferase activity.